AUGCACCUACGCAUCCAACUCACCCUCCUCCUCCUCAAACCCAAAACCAACCUCUUAUCCUUCUCCAGCCUCGCCGCCCAAUCCCGCAAGAUGAGCUGGAUGGACUCGUGGUCGCGCCCCUCCAAGUCCCAAGCGACCCCGGCACCGUUCUACCUCCUCCCCAACGGCGACGCGACGCCCUACUGCCGCUCCUGCGGACGCGUCAUCUCGAGCCGCAAGUCCAACUCCUCUGCAAAGUCCGCCGACCAGCAGCAGCCGAAGUACUGCUCCGCCCGCUGCAGAACGCAUAAACCGGGCCGUCUGGACCGCGAGAUCGAGAACGCCUUCGUCCGCUUCCUGCAGGGCGAGGAGGAGGUCGAGGGAGGCGCCGGCAAGAAAGUCAAGGGCGACGCGAGGAUUCUGGUUCCCUGCGACCUCGUCGAGAGUAAAGUAUUCGGAGAGAGGAAGGAUCCGGAGAAGGUCUUCGGCAGGCGGAAGAACCGCGCUUCGAGAGUCAUCCCGGAGAAGGACUCCUCCUCUUCCGACGGCGAAGGGGUGGCCCGUACUCAGCAUCACUACGAAGACCAGGACCCCGGCGAGGAUAUCAUCGACGAGAUGCUCGGCCGGACAAAAUCCACGGAGCUCGACCCGAGCGUGGCGGCCGCGCUGUCCGUCCGCGGCGGCACGCGCGUGCGGCCCCCGCAGGCGCGGUCGCAGGUCAACGGCAGCGUGGGCGGGGAGAAGGGCAAGGCGGAGCGGGUGGAGGAGACGGAGGAGAUGCGGGGGAAGAGGGAGGAGGGGCAGAGGAGGGCGCACGAGCGGGAGAUGGUGCGGUGCGCGGCGCGGCGCGGGGUUGUGUUCGGGUUCGCGGUCGGUGAGGAGAGGAGGAAGUGCGAGGCCGUGAUGCAGGGUAAGGUCGUCGAGCCGAGCUUUGCGAAGGGGGAUUGGGGUGUUAGAUGGCGGGAGGAGUAA
Molecule: messenger RNA, 951 nt
Organism: Colletotrichum karsti
Lineage: Eukaryota; Fungi; Ascomycota; Sordariomycetes; Glomerellales; Glomerellaceae
Exons: 1
Coding region: 1-951 (316 amino acids)
Source: RefSeq, a predicted model, not a curated record